Corylus avellana is the source of this 2181-nucleotide messenger RNA. RefSeq names its product armadillo repeat only 4 (gene ARO4). Gene Ontology annotation, biological process: cell surface receptor signaling pathway. The record is from RefSeq and is a predicted model, not a curated record. Lineage: Eukaryota; Viridiplantae; Streptophyta; Magnoliopsida; Fagales; Betulaceae. Gene Ontology annotation, molecular function: protein binding.
AAACAUCGUAGAUAACGGCAAUUCCCCGCGUAAUUGAGCAGUCUUCUCGAUUGAUGGGUCCUCCCAACACCACGCGCUCUCACUGCGCGAUUUCCCAGAAAGAGCAGGCCUACCUAGUCGACACACAGACAUGCGAAGAAAGAAGGAAACGGAGCGAAACGGAACGGAAACGAAACGAAACGGUCCCACCAACUAAACCCAAACCCAGACCCUCUAUAACUCAGACGAAAGCUCUCUGACUCGCCGUAGACUCACUGCAGCCGUCCACAAGAGAAGUCGAACAAGCACUCUAAUUCUUCGCCGAUUGAUUUGGAGGAGGUCAGCGGCUGAGUCGAAUGGCCUCGGAGGAGAAGCGAAUUGCGGUCGAGCUCUCGUACCCUAUUGGACUCACCGAGCAGGUUUGCUCGGCGGCGGACGACGCCAAGUCGUUCAAGCUGGAGUGCAACGAGGUGGGCAAGUAUGCGGAGCGGCUUAAGCAGAUGCUCCGGACCCUGGUCCGUUUCCCCACCACAACGCCGUCCCUCUACGAACGCCCGAUUUGGCGAGUGAUUGGCGAGGUCUCCAAGAACCUGGACCGUGCCCUAACACUAGUCCGCAAGUGCAAGCGCCAGAGCGUCCUCCGCCGCGUCGUCACGAUCGUGACCGCCGCCGAUUUCCGCAAAGUCUUCGGCCUUCUGGAGUCGUCCAUAGGCGACAUGAAGUGGCUCCUCAGCAUCUUCGACUCCGAAAACGCCAACGGAAUCGUCCUCUCUCUCCCACCAAUCGCGAGCAACGAUCCAAUACUCGCCUGGGUUUGGUCCUACAUAGCUACGCUCCAAAUGGCGCAGCUCACUGAACGAGUCGAAGCCGCGAACGAACUCGCCUCGCUCGUCAAAGAUACCGACAGGAACAAGAAGAUAGUCGUGGAGGAAGGUGGAGUCCCUCCAUUGCUGAAGCUCCUGAAGGAGGGCACGUCUCCGGACGCGCAGGUCGCGGCGGCGAGCGCGCUUCACAGCCUGGCGGACGAGCAGGACCGAGUGAGGAGUAUCGUGAACGAGCUUGGGGUUCAGAUUAUAGUGCAGGCCCUCGGGGACUCGCCGAUGAGGGUUCAAUCUCAGUUGGCGAGCCUGGUGGCUAGGAUGGCCGAGCACGACCCUCUCGCCCAAGAGGAUUUCGCCAGGGAGAACGUGAUAAGGCCGCUCGUGACGAUCUUGUCGUUCGAGACCUUUGCGGACGACCACAGAGAUCAACAACUGGGUAAGCAAAGCAUUCAUUCCAUUGUUCAAAUUAACAAGGAGAUGGAGAAGAAAUCACUAGCUAGACCCAGUAGUAGACAGUAUUCGAAUUCAAGUGCGAGUUCCAACUCGCAUUACUAUUACAGUUAUUAUUACAAUUCCGAGGGGAGUAAGCAUAGGAGAGAGAGGGAGAACGAGAGGCCGGAAGUGAAGCUUGGUUUGAAAAUUAGUUGUGCUGAGGCUUUAUGGAAGCUUGCGAGAGGGAGUGUGGCGAAUAGUAGGAGGAUAACAGAGACGAAAGGGCUGCUUUGUUUGGCGAAGUUGGUGGAGAAAGAAGAAGGAGAGUUGCGAUACAAUUGCUUGAUGACCAUUAUGGAGAUAACGGCUGCAGCCGAGUCCGAUACUGACCUUAGACGUGCAGCAUUCAGGACUAAUUCACCGGCUGCCAAGGCUGUCGUGGAUCAGCUCUUGAGGGUGAUGGAAGAGCGGGACAGCCCGGUGUUGCAAAUCCCGGCUGUAAAAUCGAUUGGUUCUUUGGCUAGGACGUUUCCUGCCAGAGAGACCCGGGUCAUCGGUCCCCUAGUGAUUCAGCUUGGUCAUAUGAACCUGGAUGUAGUUGCUGAAGCUGCCAUUGCGCUGGGCAAGUUUGCUUCUCCUGCCAAUUUUCUUCGUAUGGAGCAUUCAAAGACGAUAAUUGAGUUCAAUGGUGUGCCUAAUUUGAUGAGAAUGCUAAGGGGCAAUGAACGGACACUGGUGCAUGGUUUGAUUCUCCUUUGCUACCUUGCAUUACAUACGAGCAACAGUGAAGCUUUGGAACAAGCUAGGGUGUUGACUACGCUCGAGGGGGUAGACCGUAAUGUGGUUGCCCAGGAUCCUGAAUUGAGAGAAUUGGUGUCCAAUGCCAUACGCCACCUCAAUGUGUAUCAUGCCGGAACCCUUUCUCAAAUGAAUACUUUUGUUCCCUGAA